Messenger RNA from Bipolaris sorokiniana ND90Pr, 879 nucleotides. RefSeq lists its product as uncharacterized. Lineage: Eukaryota; Fungi; Ascomycota; Dothideomycetes; Pleosporales; Pleosporaceae. The record is from RefSeq and is a predicted model, not a curated record. The transcript has a single exon. The coding region runs from base 285 to 776 and encodes 163 amino acids.
CUGCAUGCCCGUUGCCAUCCCAUCUCCCAUGUCCCUCUGCUGCCGUCACACUGCCAAACUAUACCAUACUAUAUACACAUAGACUACUUGCUAUUCUUUCCUUCUGCUCCCGCUCGCGUAAGCUCCCCCUUGUGCCUCUCCCUCCUGGCCCCACCAGAGCCAUGUCUAUCGUCUAUUGCGACACCGAAGACGUUAUCUGUCGCCAUUGACGUGCUCGAUGCCGUUUGCCAAUCUUAGUAGGAGAACCACUCGCCUUGUCCUGCAGCUCCCAUCUCCACCUCCCCAUGCACGACACACCACCCUCACAACUUUCGCCUCCGCAACGCCUCAACACUACCUUUUCUUCUCCCAAUAACCCCAUCCCUCGAUGCUGCGAACUCUUCAGGCAUGUGCCUGCAAGUGUCUCAUGCCUCGCUUCGCCUCUUGCUGAGCGCCGAGCGCCUUUCUUCUCCCAAUCCGUCCCCCGGCAGACUGAUCUGGACUCUUGCUCAGGCCAGCCAGCCCCAAUUCGGGCGUCCGGCCUCAGCGACGCCAGCCUCUAUCCGUCCCAAAAACUCGUGCUCAAAUAUUUUCUCCCGCUGUCAAUGGCUUGCGCAAACCAUUCCAGAGUGUCCUCCAUCCACUAUGGGCACCCCCCUCCCCUCCCUCCUAGGGCAAGCGAGAUAAGAACGCUCGGCCCACACAACCGCGCCCCUACCACCCCAGGCAACCAGCAACCGUCCUCCAAACCGUUCCAGCUGCCCUCGCGCCCCCCCCCCCCCAAUGCCCCCUCCUGACGAAUCACCAGCCUGCCCUCAACUGCAAGUCACUUGCACGCUUAUAUCCAACACGAGCACGAGCAGCCUGCAUGCACACCUCCCCAUACUAUACUACAUACGC